Messenger RNA from Hyalella azteca, 1371 nucleotides. It is a transcript of the gene TBCB, whose product is annotated as tubulin-folding cofactor B. Lineage: Eukaryota; Metazoa; Arthropoda; Malacostraca; Amphipoda; Hyalellidae. The transcript is spliced from 5 exons. The record is from RefSeq and is a predicted model, not a curated record. Gene Ontology annotation, biological process: tubulin complex assembly; post-chaperonin tubulin folding pathway; cytoplasmic microtubule organization. Gene Ontology annotation, cellular component: cytoplasm; microtubule plus-end; nucleus. Bases 165 to 896 code for a protein of 243 amino acids. Gene Ontology annotation, molecular function: microtubule plus-end binding; alpha-tubulin binding.
CGGACGAAGGCAGACUUUUCCGCCGCAAUUGAUUCUUGAUUGACCCAAACGCGCCUCGCUGAGUCACCUCCUUCGCCCUUGCUGGAGCCUGGAUACGGGUGUAGCAGUAGCACUGUUGCUCGAUUUCUCAUUUAAGGCUGAACUUCUAAAUUGUAUUAUUAAAAAUGAGUAUAUCUAUUGAGAGCGCAGCUUACCUGAACUUGAGGGUAACAAGCACCCUCAAUGAGUUCAUGGCUGAGAAGCGCUUCGACAGAGGGCUCACUAUUGCCGAUUUGAAGACCCGUCUGGAGAUGAUAACUGGAGCAUCAUGUGCAACCAUGACCCUGCAAGUCUUCAGUGACAAAGAUCAACUGGUUUGCCACCUGGAUAAUGACAAUGCUCUCCUGGGGUCUUAUACAGUUGAAGAAAACUACAGGAUACAUGUGGUAGACACAACCAAACAAUGUGGGGAAUUUGAGGACCUGUCAAAGGUGGAGAAAUUUCAACUGUCUGAUGAAAGUUAUGACAAUCGCAAUGACAGUGUGCGAUCGUUCUUGCGGCGCAACAAGCUGGGCAAAUACAACCCAGAAGAGAUGGCAGCCAAGAAUGAAGCAGCGGAGCGUGAGGCCCUCCAGGAGCAGCAGAAGGCUGAGAGCAUAAAAGUAGGAGAUAGAUGUGAGGUGUCCAUACCUUGUGAAGCAACCAGGCGGGGCGAGGUGAUGUAUGUGGGCAAGACAGACUUCAAGGAAGGCUGGUGGAUUGGAAUCAAGUAUGAUGAACCUCAUGGCAAGAAUGAUGGCAGCGUGAACGGCAAGCGGUACUUCACCGCACCUAUGAAAUAUGGCGGCUUCACCCGCCCCGCCAACGUCACUACAGGUGACUUCUCACCCAUCGACUACGAUGACGAGGAGAUGUAGACACCCGUCACCCGUCAAUUAUGAUGAGAUGUAGACGCCCGUCACCCGUCAAUUAUGAUGACGAUGAGAUGUAGACGCACGUCAACCGUCAACUAUGACAACGAGGAGAUGGAGAAGCACGUCGACUACGAUGCAUUGCACUGCCGUGGAUUUGCUCAUGCACGCUUUUUCACAAUGUCCAUUGUAUUAAUUUAUUUUGUAAAAUCAUAUGAAUUAUGAUUCUCACUUACGAACUUCAUGGAUUUCUUAAGUGAAAGUGAAUGACGUUUGUGCGGUUCUAGCACCUGCAUCUUAAUGAACGGUGUUCAGGCUUUUUCACAGAUAUAUCUUUCUCGUUACAUGUGAUAAUUGUUCAAAUUUUUCUCUUAAUAUCGUAGCUUUAAUAUGUUAUCCGCUAUUUUAAGUUUAUCCCUUAUCAAAAACUUAGGAGCGCAGCCGUGCGCCACCAAUUUUGUGCACCAAUAAGCACUGAAUC